CUGAAAUCAGUAGCGCCUGGAUGGCAGGGUCAAGCCGGAGUGAAAACUGGAGGAAUUUCAGCAGGAACAAGCUAUCAUCUUUCCAUUUCAAUGGAAAAGAUGUCCCCUGUGUUGGCACUGAAGAGCUAAUAGCACCCUACAUGUUCCUCCCAAGUUCUUGGUGGAGGUCUGGGCUGAUGAGUGCCAGACAUGAGAGGCCCAUUUGGGUAUUUGCCAUGCUCGUUGUUGGCGCCGCCCUACUGGCUGUCACCUCCACCUCAUCCUUUGGUGGGAAGAUGAUGGCUCAGACUGCUGUAGCCCAGGCAAAGACUGCAGCUGCAGGGCGAGGCCCAUGGAGCGCUAAGGACCUUCUAGACCUCUGGUACCUUGAUGAGCUGUUCUCCAUAGACAACAUAGAUGUUUGGUUCUGCUCCCUCGUUGGAUCGUUUGCCAUCGGGCUCAGUGGUGUAUUUCCACUCUUAGUGAUACCCAUUGAAGCUGGGACAACCUUGAAAACUGAGGCUGGGUGUCAAAAGCUGAAGAUGCUGCUGAGUUUUGCUAUUGGUGGUCUGCUAGGCGACGUGUUCCUCCACCUCCUGCCUGAAGCCUGGGCUUACACUUGCAGUCCUGAUGGGUCCCACAGACACUACCAUAUGCAGGGUUUGUGGGUGAUCGGGGGUCUGCUGUCCUUUCUGAUCUUGGAGAAGAUGUUCCCUGAUGAAGACAGCAAUUCAGAAAGCAAAGCUGUCCACCAAAGAACCAAAUCCUCUUGUACAGAUCUAAGCAGCGAGGUUUCUGUGUCCCCACAGACAAAUGGCAUCUGCUCAAAUAACAACUCUGACUGCAAGCCAAAGACUGACAUCAGCCCUUACGCAGAGCUAAAGAAAAUAAAGACAAGUGGUUAUCUAAACCUUCUCGCUAACUGCAUUGAUAACUUUACUCAUGGCCUGGCAGUGGCUGGAAGCUUCCUAGUUAGCCGAAAGGUUGGUUUCUUAACAACACUCGCUAUUCUGUUUCAUGAAAUCCCUCAUGAGGUGGGAGAUUUUGCUAUUCUACUGCGAGCAGGAUUUGAUCAUUGGAAAGCUGCCCGUUUGCAACUUUCUACAGCACUGGGAGGAGUCCUGGGUGCUUGCUUUGCUCUUUGCUCCCAGUCACAACAUGGGGCAGAGAAUGCCACUACCUGGAUCCUGCCCUUCACCUCAGGUGGCUUUCUCUACAUUGCCUUGGUCAAUGUGGUACCUGAUCUGUUAGAAGAGACCAAUCUAAGGAACUCCUUUCUGCAGGUUCUGCUGUUAUUUUGUGGAAUAGCAGUCAUGGCUCUCCUCUCUAUCAUUAUUGACUAGCCACAGGCAAGCACUGCUUUUAUUGAGAGACAUUCAUUCAGAAUUACAGUGCCAUCUAGCUUUCUGUAGGAUAUGUGGACAAUUCACUCCAUUGUUUAAGCUUUAAAUAAGUACAUGUAUUUUUGUCACCCCAAAGACCAUGUGAGGGAAGAUUAAUGAAAGAAACAGCCUUGAAAAUCAGAAGAGUGAAUCUGUGUAUGUUUGGUCUUGUCCUUCACACGCCUUGAAUCAUCUGCGUUGUUCCGAUGAAAUUUAGACUGAACCCAUGAGGCCUUACAGGCACAUGCUCCAAUAUAAGGGAAACCAGGUUUGUACAAAAGGUGCUCAAAUAUCAACGGUGUUACAAUGGCAAUAACAACGGUUGCUCAAACAUAUUUGCUUGUUGCUGCUAUUGUAUGUGUGUGUGUUUACAUUCUUUGUAUGGUUGACUUAUGCUCAAUAUAAAGAACUUGUUACAGUUGGCAAAAUUGUUUUGAAAAUCAGACAGAAGCCUCUACACUGUCAGUAGGUCACAUCUAAAUAUGUGUCAUUUGCUUGGAUUACAUAUCAUAUUAAUGUGCAGCUUACACAUGCUAUUUUAAACCAUUAAUUGAGAACACUUAAUCCUGUAAUAAGAGGUACACAGAGGUAAUAUCACAAUACACAGGCUACAUAUAUGUACAUAAUCAGAUUUUACUGGUCACCAUCAUUAAAGAAGAUUAUUGCCUCGCAUGUGUAAGCCGUUCUGAAUCUGGGCAAGAUAUAAUACUUGAUUUCCUCAAGCUAGAACACUAAGGUUUUUAGAUGACUGCAUAUUUUUUUGCACAUACAUCAGUGAACACUUAACAGGCUUUAUUUUCUUGUAUUAUUCAACCAUGUCUUAUAAAUUAUGCUGUUGUUUCUUUUCCUACAGUAUUUAGUCUUUUUGUUAUUGGUUAUGUCUUGAUAACCACUACAUUGAUCUAACCCUUGAGUUCAUUGUGGUUCUAUCAUUGCAAUUUAGUCUUGAGUGAUUCAGAUUAGAUCUCCCCAAAAAAGAUGAGUGGAUUCAUAAGCAGACAGUUCUUUUUCUAAACUGACUUUGGUGCCAUUUCAAAAACAGUUUUGUACAUGAAAUGAAAAGAAUGUUCUGAAUUCGUCAAUUGGCAGGUCAGAGCAGUCUUGCUGGAAUGUAAAUAUUUUAAUAGAGAUUAUAUAUAUUUAUUCUGUUAACCAUAAAUGUCUAACUUUUUAAGACUAUAAAGUCCUCCCAUUGUUAUAGUUGAAAUAAAAAUUUUAAUGUUUGAU
Messenger RNA from Myxocyprinus asiaticus (Chinese sucker), 2588 nucleotides. Its product is annotated as zinc transporter ZIP13-like. The transcript has 11 exons. Gene Ontology annotation, biological process: zinc ion transmembrane transport; intracellular zinc ion homeostasis. Lineage: Eukaryota; Metazoa; Chordata; Actinopteri; Cypriniformes; Catostomidae. The coding region runs from base 21 to 1322 and encodes 433 amino acids. Gene Ontology annotation, molecular function: zinc ion transmembrane transporter activity. Gene Ontology annotation, cellular component: membrane. The record is from RefSeq and is a predicted model, not a curated record.